Messenger RNA from Cutaneotrichosporon cavernicola, 966 nucleotides. RefSeq lists its product as uncharacterized. The coding region runs from base 1 to 966 and encodes 321 amino acids. NCBI's taxonomy places the organism in Eukaryota, Fungi, Basidiomycota, Tremellomycetes, Trichosporonales, Trichosporonaceae. The record is from RefSeq and is a predicted model, not a curated record. The transcript has 2 exons.
AUGUCGACUCAUCUCCUCCCGCACUCUCCUCAGCCCUCACCGGCAAAGAAGCUCCGCCCUUGCCUCUCGCCGACGCGCCGCGCCGAGGACCUCGUCCUGUUCCGCCCAGUAUCCGCCAUGUCUGAUUCGAGCACCUGCACUGUCGACUCGAACGGCGAGUGGGUUGAGCGCAAGUCCAAGUCGGUUCGCUUCAUCGACUCUGAGGAUGGCUCCUCUGUCACUGAGUACUUUGACACGUACGCCAUUGACGAAUAUGACCGCACGCCUCUGGCUCCACCCUCGGAGCAAGAACGCGCUUGCACCAUGCCUUCCCGUGGUUCUCGCUGUCUAUCAUUUGUCGGCCUUCACGAAGAAGAUGCCGACGACGACGACACCACAGACGAAGAAGAAGUCCUCCGCGCUCUCCCCCGCUCCCCUUUCGCCACUCCUGAAGACUCUGAAUCGGAAUGCGAAGAGGGCGGCGACUGGGACGAGUGUUUCGAGCGUCGUCGCAUGAUGUUCGCCCGCAUGUGCCCUCUUGACGGAGAUGCCCACCCGCAGUUCGAGGGCUACCGCUCCCUCUCAGCCACCCUCGUCAACCUUCUCCAGUCUAUCCAGGCUUCCGAGUCAUCAGACGAGGAUGACGCUUCAGCGACCCCACGCUCCUCGUUCCACGAGGGCGAUGACGACGCGACAGCCAGCGAGGGCGACGAUGAGUUUGAGGCUCGUGACCUUCCGUUCCUGCUCUUCUCGCGCUUGCGUGAAUCGAGCACGGACUCUGAUGUCGGCACACCAAGCCUUAUCUCGAGCGCCGAUUCGGACACCGAGUGCUCUGGCCUCAUGAGCCCGCGCGGCUCGGGGGUUGAGUUCCUUCCGUCCAUUCCCCUGCUCCCCGGCAACGACCACGCGCCAUCAGCCGGGAAGGGUGUCUCGACUGUGCGCUACAACGUUGGUCCCAACGAGCAUGCACGUUCGAUCGAGCUCUGA